This is a messenger RNA of Gymnodraco acuticeps, 2790 nucleotides long. RefSeq lists its product as uncharacterized. The transcript has 2 exons. The record is from RefSeq and is a predicted model, not a curated record. NCBI's taxonomy places the organism in Eukaryota, Metazoa, Chordata, Actinopteri, Perciformes, Bathydraconidae. The coding region runs from base 630 to 2561 and encodes 643 amino acids.
CGGUGAGAUGUGUUCAGGUUGGAUGGGGUUACGUACUCCCCCCCUUUUGUUGUCCUCUUUGUUCUCUCUGCUGUGCAGGUACACCUGGCUCCGCCUUCCCCAGGUGUUCCCAGUUGUCACUCAGCCGAGCAUAAAAGAGGAGACUGAAGGAGAAGGAGGGCGCCGAUCACUACUCCGGAUGUCUCUGCUGUGUCAGAGCUCUUGUGCCUUUUUGUUGUGUUCCCUGGAGGACGUGUUAGUAUUAGGUUUUCGCGGCUUUAUUUCUCCCGUUAGGUUCUGUUGGAUUUUGGGUAGCGGAGGAAGGCUCUGGAUCCUACGGCCCGUGGUGUGGUUGGCCCAAGUCCCCUCCCUCUGUUUGUUUGUUUUACCUGUCCUCCAGUGGAAUGAUUAAGUAUUGUGGCAAUAAAUGUACGAUUACAGUUUAGUGCCUACGUGUUGUGUACUUUUGUUUUAUGUUGCGGACUGCCUCACGAGCCACUACUAUUGAGUAGGGAGGCGGGUCGUAACAUAUGGGGGCUCGUCCAAAGGCUGUCUCGGGCAGGUGCCGGUGUGGUGAGUAGUAUUACUUUGUAAAAAGCCCUUGACAGCAUUUAUUUGUUUGGUUGGCUGUAUAGCGUAGAGUUGCAGUGAUGGAUUUCGACUUGGAGGGGUUUGUUGGUGAUCCGACUCGGGGGAAGUUGGAUGCAUGUAGCAAACAGCAGCUUGGUCUGAUCACAGGCAAAUUUGACGUUGUAGUCAAUAAGCAGAACAAGAAACAAAUCAUUAAGGGACAGCUGUUGGCUGCGCUUAUAGAUCAGGAGGUAUUGUCAGAGGAGGAAGUAGACGUUCCCAUAGACGACGAGACAGAGGUCACACAGAAAGUGAGCGACCUUCAACUUCAGCUAGAGCUGCGCAAGUUGAUGGUUAGAGAGGAGAGUGAUAACAGACUGAGAGAGAAGGAGAUCGCCUGUAAUCUCGAAUUGAGGAAAUAUGAGGCGGAGUUACGUUUGAGGGAGCUGGAGCUGACGUCUUACCAGACUCAGCAGUUGGGGUCUGCGCAACCUCAUGAUUUUGACGUAGGCAAGUAUACUCGGUUUAUCCCAGUGUUUAACGAAAAAGACGUUGAUAGCUAUUUUGUCCUGUUUGAGCGUGUAGCAACAACGUUUAAAUGGCCUGGGAACAUGUGGACCGUUAUGCUGCAGUGCGUUCUCGCGGGUAAAGCGCAGGAAGUGUAUACUGCGUUAUCUGAGGAGGUUAGCCGGGAUUAUGAACAGGUGAAAGCUGCAAUUCUGCGCGCUUAUGAGCUGGUGCCUGAGGCAUACCGUCAAAAGUUUCGUGGUUUGAAAAUACAAGAUUGUCAAGCGUAUGUGGAAUUCGCCCGUGAGAAAGAGGUUCUGUUUGAGCGAUGGUGCUCAUCGACGGGGACAACAUCUCUAGAGGACCUAAAAACAUUAGUGCUCAUGGAAGAAUUCAAAAACUGUUUGCCUUACACAGUAGCCACAUACCUCAAUGAGCAAAAACCGGUGAAACUGUUUGAUGCUGCGGUUUUGGCUGAUGAAUAUGUGCUUACUCACAAGACUGUCUACAGUGAGAGGACUAGGGCACAGGCCGGGUUUGUGGACAAUAAUAUCAGAGAAACCCCAGUCGUCACUAAAGUGCCAUGGCAGUCCAGCAGGCCAAGAGUUGCUGAGGAAAAACCGGGAGAGGUGAAUUGGGGAUCUACGGAUAGGCCAGUGUGUCAUUACUGCAAGAAAAUAGGUCAUAUUGUUGCGAAUUGCUAUUUUUUACGGGAUGAAAAUAAGCAUGUAAAGACGGUUGCUUUGGUGAGUACUUCAAAGCCAGGGUCUCACAAAUCUGAACUGGAAGUUUUUGCUCCGUUUCUCAUGGAGGGAAUGGUGUCUUUACCGGGGAAGAACAACAGGGUUCCAGUGACCAUUUUGAGGGAUACAGCAGCUUCGCAAUCCUUUAUGAUAAGGGGUGUGUUUCCCCUCUCUGAGGAGUCUGCUGUGGGUUCGGAUGUUCUUGUGAGGGGGUUUGGUAUGCAGUGUGUGGGUUCGCCAUUGCAUAAUAUUCAUCUUGAGUCAGAUCUGGUCACAGGUCCGGUAACUGUCGGGGUUCGGCCAUGUCUUCCCAUUGAAGGGGUAGAUUUGGUCUUGGGGAAUGAUUUAGCCGGUGGCAGAGUGCUCGUUAAGCCGGGAGUGAAUGCGGUGGCAGUCACCCGCGACAGUUUUACGGCUACGGGAUUGGACAGACCGGUCAGAGAUCCUCCAUCAUGGCGUGAGGGUGGGAAAUCAGGUACGAUAAGCCCUGGGGCUGUUCAUAACCCUGUCGCUGCCUGUGUGGAGGCGCUGUCCAGUGCUAAAAGUGACACCCCUGUCACCUCGGAGGCCCCGAUCGCUGCGGAGACUCUGGCCAAUAUGGAGUCUCAUUUGGCACACUUGCCUGAUGCGCAGCGUGCAGACGUAUUGGAGCUGAUCGUGAGGUGGAGGAGCCGGUGUCAUACUUCUCAAAGAAAUUCAAUCGACACCAGCGGGUGUAUUCCACCAUCGAAAAGGAGGCACUGGCUAUGGUUCUGGCUUUGAACCAUUUUGAGGUAUACGUGGAGUCAUCAAACAAUCCUGUCACUAUUUUCACUGAUCACAACCCCCUUGUGUUUCUGCAGAGAAUGCGUAACACAAAUCAAAGGUUGAUGCGGUGGAGUAUUUUCAUGCAAGCCUUCAAUGUUGAGGUCAAACACAUUCGUGGCAAGGAUAAUGUGUUGGCUGAUGCAUGGUCGCGCUUAUAAUAUAGCAGUUAUUGUGUGUUGUUAAC